Molecule: messenger RNA, 1145 nt
Organism: Alosa sapidissima (American shad)
Lineage: Eukaryota; Metazoa; Chordata; Actinopteri; Clupeiformes; Clupeidae
Exons: 2
Coding region: 177-1010 (277 amino acids)
Source: RefSeq, a predicted model, not a curated record
UACAGCAAUUGGAAGACCAAGUCAAGGAGCUGACAACAGAGCUAUCACAGCUGAAAGUGGGUCGAGUGCAUUUUAACAGAUUUGGUGUAUCAGACAAGGACAUCCUUUUUUACACAAGAUUCACAUCAAGAGAUGUUUUUUGUGCCUUCUGGGAGGCUAUUCAACCAUCUGCCUCCAUGGUGGUUUAUUGGUCGAAAGCUCAGAAAAAGGGACAAACAGUUGCACCCAUUUCUCCCAGUCCAACGCGUAGACUGCAACUAGUUGAUGAGUUUUUUCUCUUCUGCUGCCGAGUUGCUGCAGGCCUGCAAGAGAAGGUGCUGGCUGACAUGUUUCAGGUCAGUGUGUCCACUGUCUCCCGUGUUGUUAUAACGUGGGCCAACUACCUUUACCUGCUCCUUGGCACCCUUCCCAUCUGGAUGAGUAAACAGCAAGUCAAGGACACCAUGCCAAGCAAAUUUGUGCAGUAUUGUCCAGAUGUUCGGGUUAUCAUCGACUGCACCGAGGUGCGAUGCCAGAAUCCAUCAUCCCUCACUCUCCAGUCAGAGGUUUUCUCAUCGUACAAAAACACGACAACCUUUAAGGGAUUAAUUGGGAUUGCCCCAUGUAGUGCUGUGACUUUCGUAUCAAGUCUCUUCACCGGCUCCAUCUCUGACGUUCAGUUGACUGAACGAAGUGGACUGCUCGACUUACUGGAGCCAGGAGAUGGCUGCAUGGCAGACAAGGGUUUCACCAUCACGAAGCUACUAGCUGAUCGUGGGGCAACGCUGAUUAUACCACCCUUCAAGAUGACAGCGCAGUUCACCAAAGAGGAUGCUCUAAAAACUCAAGCAAUCGCCCGACUUCGAAUCCUCGUGGAGAGAGCAAUACGCAGAGUCAAGGAAUACCGCAUCUGGGAACACACUCUCCCUCUAACCUUGUCUGGGACAGUCAACCAGCUGUGGACUGUCUGUUGUGUGAUGACCAACUUCCAGGGACCACUUGAUUUAAAAGGCUACAUCCCUGUUGAGUAGUGUUUCCCCCGAUCCAAGUAUUCAAAAUAAUGUAAAUAAAUAUGUAAUAAUGUAAAUAAUGUAAAUAUGUAAUACUGUAGUAAAUAAUGCGAAAUACUCAGAAAAAGGGAAUUAAUAAAAUCCUUUAUUCAUACA